CCCAUAGGGGCGUUGUCACAACAAUUUCAUCCCCCUACAAAGUUUAUCCCCCCAUUCACUUCCGGGGUUACGUUUCCGGUUACGUCAAUCUCUGCAACAACGUCAAUGAUAUUUAUUUAUUCCUGUAUGUGUCAGCUAGCUAGCGAUGCUUUUGUGAAUAUAUCAUAUCUUGAUUUGUAUAUAUACAUUGAACCAUGAUAUAGCCUACAUAUAGCUAGCGAGACAGCUAGAUAGAAAAUCCCUAGCUAGCUAGGAAGAUAAAAAUAUGGUUUAUCUUCCUAGUUAGCGCGCGAUCGAUCUAGCUGUCUCGCUAGCUAAUAAUGUUAUCUAACUUUAUUUGUCUUGCUAGCUAGCGACCUGUAGUUAUGUCUGUCUAGCUAGCUAACAUUAUCUAGAUUUCUUGCUUGCUAACUAGCUAUUAGCUAUCUAUUUCUCUAGAUUUCUUGCUGGAUAUUUAGCUAUCUGCUUUGCUAACUCUCUAGCUAGCGAUCUAUCAGUCUACCUAGCUCUGACGCGAGCUUAGACUGUAGGAAAAAUAGCAAGCUAAGCUAUUGUGGCGACCCUGGGGUAGCUAGCUAGGCAAUUAGCUACGAUUGGCAGCUAGCUACAAUUGCCAUUGCUGGCACCAUGUAAAUACUUGCUUGUAUAUAGCUGUGUGUAGCUAGGUGUAGUUAGCGUACUUUUGUGUGUUAAAAGUGUAGAUAUUCGUGUUACGUGUGCUUGUACAGUUUUGUUGUGUAUCGCGUCUCUUGUAGUAGUUAUUGAGUUUCCCCCCUGUUCCCUGCCGACUUGUGUAUGUGUGGCAGCUUGGAGCUGGGUAGAGGCAGGAGUGUCGGCGAUUGGCUGAACAGUUAGAGAUAGGCAGCCAAUCAGCGGCUGCUCCGGCAAGUAAAGUUAUUUGCAUAGCCCAGACAAUAUAAGGGGAGACUCCGAGCAGGGCGGGUCAGUGUGUGUUAUGCUUAUGAGCUGUAACUUUCUGAGAAGCAAACCCAUAAUCCUUGUUAGGACUGCUGGUGUAGGACGUGUGCUCGGGUUUCUCUUCAUCGCGCACAAAUCUUUAACCUCACACUUAACAGGUGUGAGACGGGGGGUUUGUGGGUGUGUGGAGUGUAAUUGGAGCAGGUGUCUCUCCUUUCUUUUCUCCUUUUCUCUCUCUGUCUCUCUCUCCUCUGAAGGUCUGGCGGACCUUUGGGCUACGCUAGCCUUGCUGGGCCUUCGCCCUUGCUCCUUUCUCCCCUCUCUUGCUCUCCAGGCCGAGGAGCAGGUAGAUAGAGGGACCAGCGGACCUCCUCAGACUCAACAGGGGAACAACGUCCAGCGCCCCUGCUGGAAAGGAGGUCCCCAGGCAUAGAGGGUGCCGUGUCUGGGCCCUAAAGCCUACCUAUCUCUGGUUCCUCUGGGACAGACUAUCAAUUCCUGAGCGCGGUCCUCUUUUCUCUUCUUCAACUGCUACAGCCCGGGUCCUAGCCUGGGGGAGAGGGAGGAUGACCACUGCAGUGUCAGGGAUGCGCCGCCACAACGCCGUCCGGCUGUGCUACAAGGCGAACAGAGAAGAUGGGAGCAGCAGCAUCAGUCAGAGCCCCCCUGGUGGUACAAGGGGCGAAUGGCGCAGCCGAGAGGGGCGCCGUGGAGGCAGCAACCACCGGGGGGAGAGUCAACGCUGCUGCCUCAAACGCUACAGCACAGGCUGGAAGAGUGACAGGGACCAGCCGGCUCCUGUUCCAGACCCAGUUGCAGCAGGGAGUACUCAGCUGCACCCCUCUCGAGCACCUCCUGAGGCUGAAGGGAACCUGGGGACAAUUCCACACUGUCCCACCUCUCCAGGGCGGAGCCUGCCAGGCAAUCAGGAAGGGGGACCUAUGUGCGGACAAGGAUCGGGGGCCUGGGGGUGCAUGCUUAUUCCAUCCAGGCAGUGCACUUCUCAGACCACCACAUGGUGACCGUGUCCCUGGUGUGGGAGAAGCCAAUAACAGCUGGCAGGGGUCUCUGGAAAAUGAACACCAGUCAUCUCCAGGACCCUCAGCUCCUUCUCGAGGCGAUACCUGGAGUGGGUAUCUAUGACAAUACGCCCAAUGCUGUGACGGCUGAUCCUGAACAGGCAGAAAUUAAAACUCUGCAAACCUGUUGUGAGGACAUCUAAGAAGUGGACCAGUGAAGCUAUGGAGGAUCUUCGCGCGUGCUUGGACUGUACUGACUGGGAUGUUUUCAGGACUGCUACCAACAGUCUGGAUGAGUACACAGAGGCUGUGACGUCAUACAUUAGCUUCUGUGAGGACAGCUGUGUACCAUCACGCACCAGGGUUAGUUACAACAACGACAAACCCUGGUUUACAGCUAAACUCAGACAGCUAAUGUUGGCGAAGGAGGAAGCAUUAAACGAUUCUACUCUGAGAAACUUCAACAGCAGUUCUCAGAAAACAACUCAGCCUCUGUCUGGAAAGGCCUCAGACAGAUCACCAACUACAAACCAAAAGCCCCCCACUCCACUAAUGACUUGCGCCUGGCCAACGACCUGAAUGAGUUCUACUGACGAUUUGAAAGACAAUGGGACAGUCCUGACACCAUCCCCUGUGACUCCAUUCACCAGCUCCAGACCACCAGCUCCUCCCCCAUCUUAGCAGGGGCCCGGGCCUCUCCACAGUUGCCCACCUCAGAGGCCCCCUCCCUCUCCCCUAUCACAAUGAUGACUCUCUCCCUCCUGGAGAAGGAUGUUAAUAGGCUAUUCAAGAGACAGAACCCCCGCAAAGCCGCUGGACCAGACUUUGUCUCUCCCUCCACCCUGAAGCACUGUGCCAAUCAGCUGUCUCCGGUGUUCACAGACAUUUUUAACACCUCACUGGAGACAUGGCACGUACCAGCCUGCUUCAAGACUUCUACCAUCAUCCCCGUCCCCAAAAAAACAAGGACCACAGGACUCAAUGACUACAGACUCGUCGCCCUGAUCUCUGUGGUAAUGAAGUCUUUUGAGCGCCUUGUACUGUCCCACCUUAAAACCAUCACGGACCCACUCCUGGACCCCCUGCAGUUCGCAUACAGAGCCAACAGGUCUGUGGACGAUGCUGUAAACAUGGCCCUCCACUUCAUCCUCCAGCACCUGGACACUGCAGGAACCUAUGUCAGGAUCCUGUUUGUGGAUUUCAGCUCUGCCUUUAAUACCAUCAUCACCUCUGCUACAGGACAGGCUCUCCCAGCUGCACGUGCCUGACUCCACCUGCAGGUGGAUCACCGACUUCCUGUCUGACAGGAAGCAGCACGUGAAGCUGGGGAAACACGUCUCCAACUCCCGGACCAUCAGCACCGGUUCCCCUCAAGGCUGCGUCCUUUCCCCUCUACUCUUCUCCCUGUAUACCACCUCUAGUCAUCUGUCAGUCAAGCUCCUGAAGUUUGCAGACGAUACCACUCUCAUUGGGCUCAUCUCUGGUGGGGAUGAGUCCGCCUACAAGUGGGAGAUUGAACAUCUGGUGUCCUGGUGCAGCCAAAACAACCUGGAGCUAAACGCUCUAAAGACAGUGGAGAUGGUUGUGGAUUUCAGAAGGAACUCAGCCCCACCGGCCCCCAUCACCCUGUGUGACUCCCCAGUCAACAAUGUGGAGUCCUUCCGCUUCCUGGGCACCAUAAUCACCCAGGACCUCAAGUGGGAGCUGAACAUCAGCUCCCUCACCAAGAAGGCACAGCAGAGGAUGUACUUCCUGCGGCAGCUGAAGA
Molecule: messenger RNA, 3705 nt
Organism: Anguilla anguilla (European eel)
Lineage: Eukaryota; Metazoa; Chordata; Actinopteri; Anguilliformes; Anguillidae
Exons: 5
Coding region: 1555-2061 (168 amino acids)
Source: RefSeq, a predicted model, not a curated record